UUCGGUCGGGGCCCUUGGACGCCUAGUUUCUCCGGACGUCGGAGUUUUCACCGCCCCCGUGACGAGCGCGGAAGAUUCGUCGGGGGCAGCCGAUAUAGCGAAGAGGACGGUCGAUAGCGAACGCAGUGUAAAUGACUCGAAAGGCGGGAAGACGGUGGCGGACGAAUACGUGGUAAAUCGAGCGGGAUUUAUUUCGGAGAGAACUGUCGCUUCUGGUGAGAGGAAUCGAUCGGAGGUGGCAGAUGAGAUGCGAAGCACGAGGACUACGCUGCGCGGAGCUGGCGGGAGCGAAGAAGGCGGAAGCCAAAGUUAGGAAGCCAAAGGUGCCGAAGGCGCUCGCAGGGACUGCGGCAGGUCAAGGGGGCACCUGGCGGGGGCCGCCUGAGAUGACGACCCUGCGACGGGGUAUCGUGACACCCCGCUACAACGCCUACGUCCUGGUAUCGCUGAUAGGACUAUUGCUGCAGACACAGUCCGCGACGGGCGGUAUGUGCUGGUCUUCUAUCAGCAACGGUCGCUGCAAGGAAUUGUUGUCGCAACGAGUGACAAAGGAGAAUUGUUGCGCGUCGAACGCGGCGGCGGCGACCGCGUACUCCGAGGAAGACCUCAAUAGCGAGAAGCUGUUUUUUUGGGGCGUGCUCAAUGGAGGUGUUCAGUGCCGUCCUUGCAGAGAAAGCUGUGCAGAAGUGAGGUGUGAAGAAGGGAAGAAGUGUGUGGUGCGCAGGGGAAGGCCAAGGUGCGUGUGUAGCCCCGAGUGCAAGGCGCCAAGAGGCGGUGGUCCAGUUUGCGGGACGGACGGAAAGAGCUACAAGAAUCUGUGCAGGCUGAAGAAACGCGCGUGCAAGAAGGGAAGCCACGAGCUAGCGGUUGCCUAUAAGGGCCACUGCCAAAGUUCGUGCGCACGGGUCCGGUGCGGCCAAGGCCGGAGCUGCCUGUUGGACCAGAACCUGAGCCCGCACUGCGUGAAGUGCGCCCGCAGGUGCCCGCAGCCACCCCCGCAACAGCGAGCCGCCGCACGCCCCGUUUGCGGGGCCGACGGAAACACCUACAAGAGUGCCUGCCACCUGCGACUCGCCGCCUGCCGCGCAGGUCGCGCCAUUCCCGUCGCCUAUAAGGGCCACUGCAAACAGAACGCAGAUUGCACGACGAUUCGUUGCCGCGAGGGUCAGACGUGUCUGACGGAGAUGAAGUCGGGUCGACCACGUUGCGUGACCUGCACCUAUCGUUGCCCCAGGAAGCGCGAGCGCGUCCGGAACCGGACGCACCGCGAUCGGGAUCCAUCGGCGACCAUGUUGUGCGCCACCAACAAUAUCACCUAUCCCAGUUGGUGUCACAUCGUCAAGGACGCCUGCGUUACCGGCUUCGUCCUCGAGACGCGAUACGCCGGCCCCUGCAACGCCUACGACACCUCUCCAUUUUACAUCGAGGAGGACAACACCUCGAGCAACUAUGGCGUUGGCCUGGCGGACGAAGACGCGAGAUUCAAGGACGCAGAAUCGAAGUCCUUGUCGUACAACGGCCAGACGCAUCGUUCCCUGACAUUAUCGUAGCGCGCGAUCGAUCGCGAUCGAUCGAUCCACAUAGCUGCAAGAUAAGUCGUAGGAUCCCUCUCUGUCUCUCACUCUCUCUCUCUGUCUGUAUCUCGACUGUUUAGGGGAAUCCCACGGAGACGACGCGCGAAUUUCGAUGCCUGGCCAUCGAUGCGCGAUCCUCCAGGGAUCUUGAGGACGAGAAAAACGACGGCAAACCGGACACGUCGCGCUUCCUGAAGCCGGGAGGAUGCAUUUUGAACGCGUAUGGCCAUUAGUUCUCGUGAACGAGAGGCUCGCGCGAGAUAAGCUAGAUUAAGGGCAGAUCAGUAUUCUUUUCUCCGUUUUACGGAGCGAAAAGCGCGGAGGUACGGCGAAUUAACGACGAAUUAAUACUUUCGCAGUUGCGAAAGUGGGGUUAGGAGAAGCUGGAAGAAGUCACGAGUCAAGUACCAGGGGAAACUUGUAGGUUGGUUGACUUAUGCUGGAGGGCAGCUGUUAGCAAUAAACAAUCUUUUGGUAUUAUGUUAACACAUUGUUGACCGGCAAUUUUAUAUAGAAGCGACUUCGUGUCACCGGCUAUUAUUUCGUAAUUGACUGUGAAGUUGAAACAGUCUAAAUAAACUCCAAUAAACUUUAUUUAUAUUCCAUCGACAUAACGAUCUGAAAUGAAAAACCGACAGGUCUAAACGCAAUGAGCAAAGCUUCUGCAAUGUUUUAUAUCGCUUUGGAUUUCGUACAUUCAAAUAGAUAAUACAAGUGCAGACACGAGUUUACUCGUGACCGGUCAACAACGUGUUAAGUCAUCCCAUAAGUUCGUGCUGCAGACUGUGUCGAUAUUUAAUUAAAAAACUACAGAAAUUUUAUAGUGACGGUAUUAAUGACUAUGUCAUAAAGGUGGGAAAAUAUUGUAAAACGAGAGAGAUUACCUUUUUUUAUAACACUUAAGGGUAUGUUUUACAUACGAAUUCGAGUAGCAGAGGAAUAAGUGGCAUGAUCUUGCGGGACGACCUAAU
Molecule: messenger RNA, 2545 nt
Organism: Hylaeus anthracinus
Lineage: Eukaryota; Metazoa; Arthropoda; Insecta; Hymenoptera; Colletidae
Product: follistatin
Exons: 7
Coding region: 243-1550 (435 amino acids)
Biological process (GO): anatomical structure development
Molecular function (GO): extracellular matrix binding; protein binding; calcium ion binding
Source: RefSeq, a predicted model, not a curated record